AUGGGCCCCUUCCAACCUCAGCCGUUCUGUGAUGGUGUCACAGGAAGAGCCGAAGCAUUUAACGAAGCCAAGCCAAAAGUAUCUAGUCGAAUUCUGGAGAGGAAGCACGCCUCGGUCGCUUUCGCGCAGUCAAGAGCCUCUCGGCCACGCGCCAAGCAAACCACCAUCUCCGCCUUCUUCAGCGCUCAGACAGGUGAGAAAGACAAAGAAAACUCCAGGCCAUCUCCUUUCAGCCCGAAUAAAGACUGUGAAGAAAAAGGUAUUUCUUUGGCUGCUUCCCCUGUGAAGAUCUUGGCUUUGCCGCAGAUGGAGGCAGCCCAGAAACAGUCCUUCAGAGCCGAGGAGGAGACGGUGCAGGUUACACCCCAGCGUCGUGCACAGAAAGCACCGCCCUUGCCGACUCCUUUGCCAGACUCCUUGUUGCCACCAGCGGAGUCCCACAGCAGGAGUGAAGCCUCCUGUGGGGCGGGAGAGGAUUGCUGCAUCUUCAGCUUCACCCAGGAUUCAGAGGGCAACCGGAUCAUCGCUCACAGAAAUGAGUCUGAUGUAUUUGCUGGAGAAACGGUUUCAGCAAGCGGCAGCGUAAGGUCAGACUGCGGGAGAAACGAACAAGAGGGCCAGCCGCUCCCAGGGGAGGUGAAGACCGGACUUGAUUUCCAACCAAAACUUGGUGCAAACCAGAAUAAGAAACCAUACCAAUCGAGUAGUGAUAAUUCUUUAAUUGAUUUCUCUGAGACUGAGAAUAUAAAUCCUACUAUAACAAGAGACAGUACCUGGGCUGCUGGCUUUUAUUCAUCGCCACAACGACCAGCUGGAGCACGGCCUCUGAGAGAGCGCAGCCAGAACGCUGCUGCUGGUGCAGCCGAGGAGGGAUGGGGCAGUAAGACAGGACUGAGCAGUCCCUGCCGGCAGCUGUUCACCCAGGAUUCGGAGGGGAACAGAGUAAUCGCUCACCGCUGCCAGAACAUCCUGUCUCCUCGCAAGGACAGCGGCAGCUCCCGCAGGCAGCUGCCUAACUCUCCAUACAAGGGCUGUUCCAGCCACGCUGCAAACCGGAGCUUGAGCAAAACGGGGGAGCAGUGGUUAGAUGUGUGCUACGAUUUACUGUUCACGCAGGAUUCGGAAGGAAACAGAGUGAUGAAACACUGA
Messenger RNA from Fulmarus glacialis (Northern fulmar), 1149 nucleotides. It is a transcript of the gene AUNIP, whose product is annotated as aurora kinase A and ninein interacting protein. Gene Ontology annotation, biological process: spindle organization. The coding region runs from base 1 to 1149 and encodes 382 amino acids. The transcript is spliced from 3 exons. Lineage: Eukaryota; Metazoa; Chordata; Aves; Procellariiformes; Procellariidae. Gene Ontology annotation, cellular component: centrosome; spindle pole. The record is from RefSeq and is a predicted model, not a curated record.